UCCCAAACCCAAAUGCACCCCAUUCUACUCUCAAUUCAACCCGCUCUCUUAUUCCCUCCCCCACCAUCUUCACAGCCUUCGUCUCUCUCUCUCUAAAGCUCAAAGCUCAUAUUACUCUGCUACAUCUCUCUCUCUGCAAAAACCGGAACGCCCCUUUGCCCGUAUGCAUGGAAUGACAGAUUAUCGGAUAACACCGUCGAUGAAUCUGUGGACGUCCGAAGACAACCCAUCGGUUAUAGAGUCUUUCAUGAGCUCGGAUCUCUCGUUCUGGCCCACGCCUCCUCCCCCCCCUCAUCAGGCUCAGCAGCUGCAACCUCAAUCCUCCGCUUCCACAUCUGCCGACCCCACAAAGGCCCUCCCGCAAUCCCAGCCCUCCGGGGCGCUCUUCAACCAGGAGACCCUCCAGCAGCGCCUUCAAGCACUCAUCGAGGGUGCCCGUGAGAGUUGGACCUACGCCAUCUUCUGGCAGUCCUCUUACGACUAUUCCGGCGCAUCCAUCUUGGGCUGGGGCGACGGCUACUACAAGGGUGACGAUGACAAGUCAAAAGGGAAGGCCAAGACGACGUCGUCUGCGGCAGAGCAGGAACACCGCAAGAAGGUGCUCCGCGAGCUCAAUUCUCUGAUCUCAGGCUCCGCCGCGUCCGCCGCUGACGAUACCGUCGACGAAGAGGUCACCGACUCCGAAUGGUUCUUCCUGGUGUCCAUGACUUAUUCCUUCGUCAGCGGCGACGGCCUCUCCGGCCAGGCUUUUUUCAAUUCGAGUCCGGUCUGGGUAGCUGGAGCGGACCGCCUGACCGACUCGCCGUGCGAACGCGCCCGUCAAGGGCAGGUAUUCGGUCUUCAGACCAUGGUGUGCAUACCCUCGGCGAACGGCGUCGUGGAGUUGGGCUCCACGGAGUUGAUUUUACAUAGCUCGGAUCUGAUGAAUAAAGUUAGAGAUCUCUUCAAUUUCGACAGCCUGGAAAUGGGUGGUUCCUGGCCUGUUACCGACCAAGGCGAGAACGACCCAUCUUCUCUCUGGAUUAACGAUCCCACACCGGCUGCUCCUAUGGAGAUCAAAGAUUCGCUUAAUAGCACUACUGUACCAUCGGUUCCUGGCACCACCAACAUCGGCCUUCAGAUUUCAAAGGCGAUUCAGUUUGAGAACCCUAGCUCCAGUAGUUUGACAGAGAACCCCAGCGCGAUUCAUAUGCCAAACACUAACCAAAACCACCAGCAACGCCAGCAAUCGCAGACCCAGAGCUUCUUUACCAGAGAGUUGAACUUUUCGGACUACGGAUACGACGGUAGUAGUGUUGUGAAGAAUGGCAAUCCGAAUCAGUUGAAGCCAGGAUCGGGGGAGAUUUUGAAUUUCGGGGAGAGCAAGAGGAGCUCCUAUGUUUCGGGCCAUUCCCAGUUCGUCGCCCCGGCGGUGGAGGAGAAUAACAAGAAGAAGCGGACCCAAUCGAGGGGUAGUAACGAAGAGGGGAUGCUUUCUUUUACGGCAGGUGUCAUUUUGUCGAACGACUGUGUGGUGAAGUCGAGCGGCGGCGGCGGCAUGGCCGAUUCGGAGCAGUCCGACCUCGAAGCGUCGGUUGCUAAAGAGGCUGAUAGUAGCCGAGUCGUAGACCCGGAGAAGCGGCCUCGAAAACGUGGUCGAAAACCGGCAAACGGGAGAGAAGAACCUCUGAAUCACGUGGAAGCAGAGAGGCAGAGAAGAGAGAAGCUCAACCAGAGGUUCUACGCUCUCCGUGCGGUUGUUCCGAACGUUUCGAAAAUGGACAAAGCGUCCCUUCUCGGGGACGCAAUAAUGUAUAUAAACGAGUUGAAAGGGAAGCUUCAGAGUACGGAGUCGGACAAGGAAGACUUGCAGAAGCAAUUGGAGGGAUUAAAGAAGGAAUUUGCCGGCAAAGAACCCCGCUAUCCGGGCUCCGUACCUUCCCCUCCGCUGUCGGAUAAAGACUCAAGGACAUCGAGAUUGAUAGACUUAGAUAUCGACGUGAAGAUAAUCGGAUGGGAUGCGAUGAUCAGAAUCCAAAGCAGCAAGAAGAACCACCCGGCGGCAAGGCUGAUGGCAGCUUUGAAGGAGUUGGACCUGGAUGUGCACCACGCCAGCGUUUCGGUUGUGAACGACUUGAUGAUCCAACAAGCUACGGUGAAGAUGGGCAGUCGGUUUUACAAUCAGGAGCAACUCAGGCUAGCGCUAUCGGCCAAAGUUGGAGAUAGCCGAUAAGCAACCAGAGCAGAGCAUUGGUGGGGGAACUGGGAAAGUAGGGGAUAGAGAGCUCAAAUGAAAAAAAGAAAAACUUUGAGAGCAGAGAUUCUGUGCUAUUGGGGUAGUGCUAUGGGACAUUUUAAGGCUCCCGGUAGCUGAGAGAUCUAGAGAGAGAUGAUCUCUGUGACAUACACUCUUCUUCUUCUUCUUCUUCCUCCUCCUCCUCUUUUGGUAGUCUAUAAUUCUUUAGUAGUAUAGUUGGUGUUGAGGUUAUUAUUCUAAACUUUUGAGGAGCUAAAAUAGUGAACAAUUUUCAACUUCCAAGGAUGAAGAUGCUUGAAUAGCUCCUCUUUUUUUUUUUUCCUCUUCUUCUUUGUAGGUUAUUUUUGUAUGUUGUCUAUAUAUGUGUAUAUACAUGUCAGUAGAUUGAUGUCUAUUAAAAGUGUGGUUUUCUCGCA
Messenger RNA from Carya illinoinensis, 2652 nucleotides. Its product is annotated as transcription factor MYC2-like. The record is from RefSeq and is a predicted model, not a curated record. Gene Ontology annotation, cellular component: nucleus. Gene Ontology annotation, molecular function: protein dimerization activity; transcription cis-regulatory region binding; DNA-binding transcription factor activity. NCBI's taxonomy places the organism in Eukaryota, Viridiplantae, Streptophyta, Magnoliopsida, Fagales, Juglandaceae. The coding region runs from base 164 to 2212 and encodes 682 amino acids. Gene Ontology annotation, biological process: regulation of DNA-templated transcription. The transcript has a single exon.